This is a messenger RNA of Serinus canaria (Common canary), 2019 nucleotides long. Its product is annotated as methanethiol oxidase-like. Gene Ontology annotation, molecular function: selenium binding; protein binding. The record is from RefSeq and is a predicted model, not a curated record. The coding region runs from base 131 to 1549 and encodes 472 amino acids. Lineage: Eukaryota; Metazoa; Chordata; Aves; Passeriformes; Fringillidae. The transcript has 12 exons.
GGAUCCUCCCCCUGGCUCCUCCUCUCCCAACGCCCUCCCCUUUCCCCCUGGAUUUCUGACCCUCUCCCGGCUGUUUCUCCGUAAAAAUCCCACGCAACUCUUGGAAUUCUCAUUCCCAGCCCGGUCCAGGAUGGCAGGAAAAUGCGGAGCGUGCGGGCCGGGCUAUCCCAGCCCUCUGGAGGCCAUGAAAGGGCCCCGGGAGCAGCUGCUGUACCUGCCCUGCAUCUACCGCGGCACCGGCACCGGCAUGCCCGACUUCCUGGCCACCGUGGACGUGGAUCCCCGAUCGCCCCGGUACUGCCAGGUGAUCCAUCGCCUGCCCAUGCCCUACGUGGGGGACGAGCUGCACCACUCGGGCUGGAACGCCUGCAGCAGCUGCCACGGCGACCCCACCAAAUCCAGGGAUUUCCUCAUCCUGCCCAGCCUCAUCUCCUCCCGCGUCUACGUCGUGGACGUGGGAACUGAUCCCAGGGCUCCCAAACUCCACAAGGUGGUGGAAGCCGAGGAGCUGGCCCGGAAGGCAAACGCUGCGUUCCCGCACACUUCCCACUGCCUGGGCUCUGGGGAGAUCCUCAUCAGCUGCCUGGGGGAUCCUGAUGGCAACGGAAAAGGCACUUUCGUCCUUCUGGAUGGAGAAACCUUUGAAGUGAAAGGAAAUUGGGAGAAAGGAGGAAAAAUCCCAAAUCUGGGCUACGACUUCUGGUACCAGCCCCGGCACAACGUCCUGCUCAGCACCGAGUGGGGCGUCCCCAAAGUCCUGGCCCAGGGAUUCGAUCCGAAGGAUGUGGAGAAAGGGCACUACGGGCGCCACAUCAACGUGUGGGACUGGCGCGAGCGGCGCCUGGUGCAGGAGCUGGACCUGGGCGCGGGCUCGGUCCCGCUGGAGAUCCGCUUCCUGCACGAGCCCCGCGCCGCCCAGGGCUUCGUGGGCUGCGCCCUCAGCGGGGACAUCCGCAGGUUCCACAGGAGCCCGGAAGGAAAGUGGGAAGCAGAGAAGGUGAUUGAGGUGCCCAGCAAGAAAGUACAAGGAUGGCUCCUCCCGGAAAUGCCAGGCCUGAUAACGGAUAUCCUGAUUUCCCUGGACGACAGAUUCCUGUACUUCAGCAACUGGCUCCACGGGGACGUGCGGCAGUACGACAUCUCUGACCCCAAAAAUCCCAAACUGGUGGGGCAGGUUUUUCUGGGAGGCAGCAUCUCCAAAGGGGGAGCUGUGACCGUGGUGGAGGAUCGGGAAUUGCGGGAUCAGCCGGAGCCGUGCGUGAUCCAGGGGAAGAGGAUCCCGGGGGGGCCGCAGAUGCUGCAGCUGAGCCUGGACGGGCGCCGGCUCUACGUGACCACGUCGCUGUUCAGCGCCUGGGACCGGCAGUUCUACCCCAGCCUGCUCACGGAGGGCUCGGUGCUGCUGCAGCUGGACGUGGACACGGAGCGGGGGGGCUUGGCCGUCAAUCCCAAAUUCCUGCUGGAUUUCGGGAAGGAGCCGGGCGGGCCCUGCCUGGCGCACGAGGUGCGCUACCCGGGGGGGGACUGCACCUCCGACAUCUGGCUGUGAUCCCGCCGCAAUUCCAGGGAAAUCCGGGAAUGAUUGGGAAUCUGGGAACGUGGGGACUGCGCCUCCGACACCUGGAUGUGAUCCCGCCGGAAUUCUGGGAAUAUUUGGGAAUGUGGGGACUGCACCUCUGACAUCUGGCUGUGAUCCUGGAAUUCUCUGCUCCCCGAUUUUCCUAUGGAAUUCCCUUGAGUAGGGCUGAUCAUGAAUGUCCUGAUUUCCCUGGACAACAGAAUAUUUGGGAAUAUUUGGGAAUGUGGGUACUGCACCUCCAUCACCUGACUGUCAUCCCAGGAUAUUCCGGAUUUAUCCCAUUUUAUUAUGCUCCUUUCCUCUCUCCAUCCCUUUUCCCAGGGAAUUUGGGGUGCCUGGGGCUUCUUCUGCUCCCAGAGCAGCGUCUCCUAAAAAUCAUCUCUGACAUUUCUGAUUAAAAAUCAAAACUCCCAAUAAAAUUCUCCUUUCAGCAGCUGAAA